UUAUAGCAUUAUAUAUAUGAUUACGUUUGCUGUACUAAUAAUAAAUCUUCAAAUUUAAUUUUCAUAAUUCGAUCGAGUGAUGGCAUUGACAAUUAGAGCGGUUGUUUUGAUAAUCAGUUUAGUGGUUCUUCAAGAGAUAGGAGAUGCAGAAAAACCUGCAGGAUUAUUGAUGAAAUGCAGAUUUGAUAAAAUAUAUCAAUUGGGCGACUCACUUUCUGAUACCGGCAAUUGCCUCAGAGAGACCCUUUGUGGAACACAUUCUUCAUGUAGAAGAUUUCCUUAUGGAAUGAACGUUUUUCAUAAACCAACGGGACGUUGUUCUGAUGGCAUGCUCAUCAUUGAUUUCAUAGCGCUGGAAUCUGGUCUUCCUCUCCUUAAUCCGUCCAAGGAUCCAAAUGCAGAUUUUAGUCAUGGUGCGAAUUUUGCAGUAGCAGGGGCUACUGCUUUAUCAGUCAAAUCCUUAACGGAGAAGAACAUUGCUACGUCUUUCACAAAUAGUUCAUUAAACGUGCAACUUCAUUGGAUGUCUUCUCAUUUCAAAUCCAUUUCUUCCCCUGAAAAAUUGAACAAGUCACUUUUCCUAGUUGGAGAAAUCGGAGGAGAUGACUUCAAUUAUGGCUUAGCCCAAGGUAAAUCCAUGGAAGAGUUGCGAAAAAUGGUGCCAGAUGUUGUUCAAACUAUCAUUAAUGGUGUUAAAAGGGUGAUUGGUUUUGGGGCUACUCGAAUUAUAGUUCCAGGUAAUUUCCCAAUUGGUUGUGUCGCGGCUAUGUUAACGCAAUUCAGAACCAACAAAAUAACUGCCUACGAUGAGUAUCAUUGCUUGAAAGACUUAAAUAGCCUUGCAACAUUCUUCAAUCAUCAUAUGCAAAAAGCCAUUCACGAGACGAAGAAAAAGUAUCCAAACAUUAUACUGAUUUAUGGUGACUACUACAAUGCCUAUAUGUCGCUUCUACGAAAUGCAGUCUCUUUCGGAUUUGAUAAAAACUCGCUUCAGAAAGCUUGUUGUGGAAUAGGAGGAAAAUAUAAUUAUAACACAAAUAAAAAAUGUGGUGCACCAGGAAUUGCAGUGUGUGUUGACCCUAGUACUCACAUCAGUUGGGAUGGAGUUCAUUUGACACAAGAAGCAUACAAGUGGAUAGCAAAAUGGCUAAUUGAUGACAUGUUACCUCAAUUGAACUGUUACGAUUAAGUUAUUACUUUUAAUUUCUAUUAAAAAUUUGAUUGUACUUGAGUGAAUUAAGGAGAAAAAUCAAUAAAAAAAAUUAUGAUGAGAGAGAAAUGUUAAUUUGUAUAAUUGAAAAAAAUAGAAGAUAUGAUAAUCUAUAUAUGUGGAAUACACAAAUUCGGAAAUGGCCCCU
Solanum dulcamara is the source of this 1358-nucleotide messenger RNA. RefSeq names its product acetylajmalan esterase-like. The transcript is spliced from 4 exons. Lineage: Eukaryota; Viridiplantae; Streptophyta; Magnoliopsida; Solanales; Solanaceae. The record is from RefSeq and is a predicted model, not a curated record. Bases 80 to 1189 code for a protein of 369 amino acids. Gene Ontology annotation, molecular function: hydrolase activity, acting on ester bonds.